ACGUCACCACAUUCCACCGAAUGCGAUGGAACAGCGUGUAAGAGCGUAAAGGUGGACCGAGAAAACCUGCCAGAAAUUUCUGAGUUCAAUGAAAAGGUGCAAGAUGAGGGAAGCGGCCGUUCUGCUCACACCGUGUGUGGUUCUGUGUCUUCUCCUGAGCUGCAGCCAGGCAGCCAGACAAGGACAGGACAUCAGAUGCGGAGCCUGCAGGGCUCUGGUAGAUGAGAUGGAGUGGGCCAUCUCCCAAAUAGAUCCAAAGAAGAUGAUCCAGACGGGAUCCUUCAGGAUCAACCCGGACGGCAGCCAGUCCAUCAGAGAGGUUCCUCUGGCUCGCUCAGAGGGAAACCUCCUCGAGCUGAUGGAGAUUGUGUGUGAGAGGAUGGCUGACUAUGGCGAAAGCACGGAUUCUGCAACAAAUAGGAAGUCCUACAUUAGGGUAACGUCUCGGAGCGGUGAGGCCAUGGACCUCUCAGAGGCCAAGCUGGAUUCAAGAGUUACAAGCAGUUUAAAAUUUGCAUGUGAAACAAUUGUUGAGCAGCAUGAAGAUGAAGUCAUUGAAUUCUUUGCUCACGAGACAGAAAAUGUCAAAGACAAACUCUGUAGCAAGAGGACAGACCUCUGUGACCACGCUCUGACAAUGCCCCAUGACGAACUUUGAUGUCAUCCCGCCAUGGCUGCCGUUUCUGCUUGGGUGCUGUAAUGUUUUCAGUUGUCCCUUUCUACUGGUUUAUGCCAUGGCAGUGGUGGAAGAUGUGUAGAAAUUAUUAUGUAAGAUAGAGAAAAUCCACCUGGAAAUCAAAGUGUUAUUCCUGUGAUCUGAGACAAUUUAGGGACCAUAUUGCCAAUUCUUCAGCCAUAUCUCUUUGGAAUAUGUAUACUUUGUUUAUAUACAGUAAGUUAUUAUACUUUUCAAUAUUCUGUGUUUCAUAUGAAGGCUCUUGUCUUGCCUUCAAAUGCUCCUCAUCCGAUAAAACUGAAACUGUGAAACUGCAAAAAUGAAGGUAUACUAACCAGCACACCAGAAUUUCUUGUGUAUGUAAAGUAAACAUUCUAAUUUCAGACAUAUACAGUAAGUACACAGAGAUCAGGUUGAAAAAGGUAAACUGGUCCUUAAGUUCAUUUCCAUUGAUAAAGUCUCUCCCAAAGUUAGGAAGACAUACGUUGAUGCAUUAGUGUUCUCUAUUCAUAUUGAAUGGACAUCCUCAUAACCCAACAGUCAUCUGAUGUGAAAUUAUAUUUUCAGAGCUAGCGUAAGUUUCAUGCACAUCAAUAUUAAUUGAACUGUCCAAGAUCACAGGAAUAGCAUGUUUUGGUGAAAUAUCCCAUUAGGUCAAACUGAAAAGUUAAAGACACAUUAAGUAAGAUCCCAAAUGAAGAUAUGAGAUAUGAGAGAAAUUAGUUUCACUGUUGUCCAAAUGACAAAAUGUGCCUUUAUUACUGAACAACUGUCUCAUAUGUUAUUUCACAGUCUUCACCAUUACACCCCUGGUAUUGUUACUGUUGAUAUGAAACAUUACAGUUUAGAAAACAUAAAAUGUUGCUGCUCAACAUUUCCAACAACUGACAUUGGCAAUGGAAAAUAAAUUGCAGCAUAGGCAAAAAAGAAAAUUAAGUAAGGAAGAAAGCUCUUAGUUCUGGGAUACUGUUAGCAGUUAUUAUGUCUGAAAUGUCUACUUUCCCUUCACUUUAGUCUUCUGACACAGAGCAGAUUUU
Molecule: messenger RNA, 1713 nt
Organism: Centropristis striata (black sea bass)
Lineage: Eukaryota; Metazoa; Chordata; Actinopteri; Perciformes; Serranidae
Gene: cnpy2
Product: canopy FGF signaling regulator 2
Exons: 6
Coding region: 89-658 (189 amino acids)
Cellular component (GO): endoplasmic reticulum
Source: RefSeq, a predicted model, not a curated record